AUGGCAACCUUGGACAUAUCCAUUUUCUUAUUUCUCUCCGCUUUAAACACAGACUAUGUUGUCUCGGUAUCCGCCCAAACACUCGAUCAAACACCAAACUUUGGUAAUAUUGUAAACAUUACUGUUGCACCUAUCAAUAAUUUAUGUGCAAAAGGUAUCGUUGUCGAUGCUGUGACUUCUGUUGAGCUCGUAAAAUUUCUUGACAGCCAGCAGCAAUCGUUUACACCAUGGAAUUUAAAAUCAUGCCAAGAUUGUGUGUAUACCUGUAACAAAAACGAUUCCACCAUCCAACCUCCAAACAUUGCAAUAUGGUGUCUGAUUGUAAGCAACGUCAGUGAGGAUGUUGCAGUUUCGUUCAGCAUGGAUAUGAUGAUCGAUCCCGACAUGGUUACGGCUACAUCCACAACGACAUCGGCAACAGCAACAGUGAUGGUAAUCACUAGCACAUACAAUCCAACUGCUACUCCUAGUACUGAUGAUUCAACGCCAUCGUGGUUUUCUGGGAAUGAGCGAAUAAAAUGGAACGGCAAAAUUAUUGUCGGUCUUGGACUGGG
Molecule: messenger RNA, 554 nt
Organism: Paraglomus brasilianum
Lineage: Eukaryota; Fungi; Glomeromycota; Glomeromycetes; Paraglomerales; Paraglomeraceae
Source: the annotation of a GenBank genome assembly